Messenger RNA from Arabidopsis arenosa, 691 nucleotides. NCBI's taxonomy places the organism in Eukaryota, Viridiplantae, Streptophyta, Magnoliopsida, Brassicales, Brassicaceae. The record is from the annotation of a GenBank genome assembly.
ACAAAAAUAAUCAAGAAAUGGGAAUAAUAUGGUCGAUCUUCUCAAAGCCAAAGCCACAUAAUAACAACAACGAAGACAUACAAAAACAUGCAGACUCUCCUCUUUCUCUUGAUACGACGUCGUCUCCUCAGGUCGACGAUGACGUUUCCUUGAAGCACAAGACAGAGAAGAACUUGAUAGAGGAAGAUGAGGUUAAAGCGAAGAAAAACUGUUUCAUGUUGUACGCGAGAGAUCUCUCAAUUACAUGGGCAGAGUCUCAGACAAAUAAACAUUGGAGUUGGUUCUCUGAUCUUGACCAAACAUCCAGAACUGAGGUUGCAAAGAUGGAACGAGUAGCUUGGUUAGAAGUGGUCGGAAACUUUGAAACGGAGAAACUAAAUUCCAACAGUUUGUACGAGGUUGUGUUUGUGGUUAAGAUAAUAGAUUCUGCGAAAGGAUGGGAUUUUCGGGUUAACUUUAAACUGGUUUUGCCAACCGGAGAAACCAAAGAGCGGCGAGAGAAUGUGAAUCUGUUAGAAAGGAACCGGUGGGUGGAGAUUCCGGCCGGUGAGUUCAUGACAUCACCAGAACAUCUUUCCGGCAAGAUUGAGUUUUCGAUGUUGGAGGUUAAAAGUGGACAGUGGAAGUCGGGUCUGAUUUUGAAAGGUGUUUCUAUUAGACCCAAGAAUUAAAAUAGAAUCUGUUAAUGUUA